Neocloeon triangulifer is the source of this 1406-nucleotide messenger RNA. RefSeq names its product carbonic anhydrase 2-like. Lineage: Eukaryota; Metazoa; Arthropoda; Insecta; Ephemeroptera; Baetidae. Gene Ontology annotation, molecular function: zinc ion binding; carbonate dehydratase activity. Bases 192 to 1256 code for a protein of 354 amino acids. The record is from RefSeq and is a predicted model, not a curated record. Gene Ontology annotation, cellular component: cytoplasm. The transcript has 7 exons.
UAGUACGAAAGACAUGUAAUAAUGGUAUUGUCCCACUUCCUGGACCCUGCUGGACGGAUGAGCUCGAGUGGGAAUAUAUGUGUUAUGUUCAAUAGAGACAUAAUGAAAGCGGCAGUAACAGUGCAGAGCUUGACGGACUAGCCGGAUUUUCAGUGUUUGUUCUCGAUUUAAAGGAUACGUUUCUUCCAGAUAUGGAAAUAUUCGCGCGGAUUUUGAUCUGUGUCACUUUUUUCUUCAAGUUGAACAGUGCGUGUAUUGAGCAGCUAUUAGAUAGACCUGAUGCGUCAGAAUACGGGUAUUCAGUUUUUAACGGCCCUGAUACGUGGGGACAAAAGUUCAAAAUGUGCAACGGCUACCGCCAAUCGCCCGUGCCGCUAGACAUGGAAGACUGCCACAAAAUGCGGUUCCCUAAAAUACAGUUUCUGGGUCAUGCGGACGAACGCAAGGGAGGAUUUCGAAUCCACAACACUUUCCAGUCAGUUGAGGUGCAGUUUUCUGGUGAUCAGCCAGUGCUGAAAGGUGGACCCCUGAGCGGCAACUUCACAUUCUCGCAAAUGCACUUCCAUUGGGGUUCCUACGGAGAGGCGCAGGGCAGCGAGCACCAAAUGAAAAACCUCGAGCACGCAAUGGAAGCGCAUCUAGUGCACAUCAACAGCAAAUACAGAAAUAUUCAAGAGGCGGCCGAACACUGGGACGGUCUCGCCAUCAUCGCGCUCCUCUUCACGGUAAAUAAGAGCGAGAGCGAAGAUUUGAAUCCGUUAGUUAAUCAGCUCCGUCGAAUUCGCCACGGAGAUUCAUACGCCCUGCUUGAGAGUUCAGCCAUGUCAUGGCUCGGCAAGUCUCUGGACUCGGACGGCAAGUACUUGACCUACUGGGGCUCGCUGACUACCCCACCGUGCAACGAGGUCGUCACGUGGAUCGUGCUGGAGAACACCGUCGAGAUCGGCUUUCGUCAGUUGGAGCAUUUUCGGCGCCUUUAUGGUCACGAAGGCAAAUUGGAGCAAAACUUGCGACCAAUUCAACCCAUCAACAAUCGCUACGUUUUCUGCCCUUCAGAAGAACCCUAUGAAGAACAAGAGGAAGACUUGGAUGACAAGAAAGAGGACCAGGACGGCAGUGAGGAGAAGGACAGUGGAGAAUCGAGCGAGGAGGACGAAGAUGAUCGAAAACUGGCAAAACCGAGGCCACUCUGGCUGCCGAAGAAACCUCAACCCUACAUACCUUACAGCACUUAUAAAAUCGUCACGGCCGGUUAAUAUCAAAUAUCAACCCACCGAGGCCAAAACGAGCAGGAGAUCUCAAACACCAUGAACUUAAAUUUUAUCACUUCUAUAAUAUACUUUUUAUGUCAAUCAAACACAAAAUAAAAUUUAAUGCACUUAGCUAGAAAAGCGUGUGUUUAAUUU